CAAGCACUCUAGAUGUUUACACUACAAAAGAAAGCGAGGAUUAUACAGUCCAAAUAUCAACUCCUCAAGUUGAUUAAAGUUGAUUAAGAAAGAAGAUAUGUGAACUCAAGUUAAGAAAUCUUCCACUAUUUCCGCCAUCAUUCGAUUCAAUUCGCUACAAUGUACAAACGUGCUAGGAGUUGGAUGUAUCACGACCACUUACAAAAUAAUGAUUUGUCUGAUGAAUUUGAAAGUGGCGUUGAGGAUUUCAUUACAUUUUCAUGUGCGAAUCCGACAUAUAUGGAUGGUACUAAAAUAAGGUGUCCAUGUAAAAAUUGUAAAAACAAGGCAUAUAAAGAUCCAGAGGAUGUUCGAUGGCACCUGUACAAAUAUGGAUUUAUUGAAAAUUAUUUUAACUGGACAUCACAAGGUGAACCUAUUCAUCACGAGCGCUUCGUUGAACGAGAGAAUUUAUUGGCCUCUAUGUCUCGCAACGAUCCCACUCAACGGAAUGAUUAUGAGAAUAUGAAUUGGGAUCAAAGGAUGGUAAACGAUGCUAUUGGUCAGCAUAAUGUUCCAGAGCAUUAUGAUAGCUCUCCAAACAUGAGUGAUGAAGGUCCCAGCGAGUCAUUUUCAACACCAACCACAAAUGACUCUCAAGAUCUUUUUUUUCGUGUGCUUGAAUCUGCGGACCGACCUCUUUAUGGAUGUGGUACAAAGUUCUCACAGCUGCAAUUUGUGUCGAGAUUAAUGAGCAUCAAGGCUGACCAUAAUUGGUCAGAGACUAGUGUGACCGAACUUUUGUUAUUGCUUAGAGACGCUCAUGAAGGCCCUAACACCAUCCCAGAGAGUUUUUAUGCGAUGAGAAAGUUAGUAUCGGAUUUAGGCCUCCCUGUCCAUCAUAUUGACACUUGCAGAUCGGGUUGUAUGUUGUUCUGGAAAGAUGACAAGGACUUACACCAUUGCAAGUUCUGUGGAGAAGAAAGAUACAAGAAUCAGAAAGGUAUAGGUGAUGGUGAAACACGUAAGUUGACAGCCGUAACCACUCUUCGAUAUUUGCCACUUGCACCAAGGUUACAAAGACUAUAUGCUUCUGUUGUUACUGCAAGUGAAAUGACGUGGCAUAAGAACCACGUGUCACAAGAAGACAUGAUGUGUCAUCCAUCAGAUUCACCGGCAUGGAAGCAUUUUGAUACCACAUAUCCUAGAUUCGCUAAAGAGGCACGCAAUGUUCGUUUAGGGUUAUGUACUGAUGGAUUUGCACCACAUGGACAAUAUGGUAAAAAUUAUUCAUGUUGGCCAGUUAUAUUGACUCCUUACAAUCUCCCACCAGGCAUGUGUAUGAAAAGUCCAUAUAUGUUUUUAACGCUGAUAAUUCCUGGACCAAAUAACCCUAAAACAAAAAUUGAUGUUUACAUGCAACCAUUAAUUGAUGAAUUGAAGAUGUUGUGGGAGACAGGAGUUGUUACUUUUGAUGCCGCACGUAAUGAAUUAUUUAGGUUGCAUGCUUCUGUACUAUGGACGAUUAGUGACUUUCCUGCGUAUGGUAUGCUUUCUGGGUGGAGUACGGCUGGGAUAAUGAGUUGCCCUAUAUGCAUGGAGAAUACAAGUGCCUUUUAUCUAAAGUAUAGUAGAAAGCCAUGUCACUUUGACUGUCAUAGGAAGUUCUUGCCUCUUAAUCACUCUUACCGAAGGGAUAAAAUGUCUUUUUUAAAAGAUAAGAUAGAGAGAAGUGCACCACCACCUCGUCUGAAUGGAAGAGAGCUUUGGGCGCGUGUCAGAUCCAUUCCAUCGGCAAUAGAAGAGCCCAAUGAAAAACCAAGUGGGUAUGGAGUAGAGCAUAAAUGGACUAAACAAAGCAUUUUUUGGGAGCUUCCAUAUUGGAAAAACCUACUUAUUAGGCACAACUUGGAUUUGAUGCAUACUGAGAAGAACGUUUUUGAUAAUAUUUUUAAUACCGUGAUGGGUGUAAAGGGUAAAACAAAAGAUGGUUUGGUGUCAAGAAAAGAUGUUGCUUUGUAUUGUAGUCGUCCUGGCAUUGAGGUUCAAAGUGAUUCUGUGGGGCCUAUAAACAAAGCUGUGUACACAGUUACCCAUACGCAAGCCCAAUGCAUUCUGGAAUGGAUUACGUCCCUACAAUUUCCAGAUGGAUACAUGUCAAACUUAAAAAGAUGUGUGAACUUUGACGAGUCACGCUUAAUGCAUAUGAAGAGUCAUGAUUGUCACGUGUUCAUGCAAAGGCUGAUACCUAUAGCAUUCAGAGAGAUGCUUCCGCCUCAUGUUUGGGGCUGCCUUACCGAGAUUAGCAUGUUAUUCCAGACACUGUGUUCAGUUGUUCUUGACACCAAAGCUAUACAAGAUCUUGAAAGGACUGUACCUAUACUUAUGUGUAAUAUGGAAAAGAUUUUUCCUCCUGCAUUUUUUGAUCAUAUGGAACACCUCAUUAUUCACUUGCCAUAUGAAGCCAAGGUUGCUGGUACAGCACAAUACAGAUGGAUGUACGUUUUUGAAAGAUUCCUUCGAGAGUUGAAGAAAAAAGUGAAAAAUAAAGCGCACGUUGAAGCAUCUAUUUGUCAGGCGUAUAUAACGGAGGAGAUUUCCACAUUUGCAUCAUACUACUUUGAGAGUCACGUAAGAUGCAAACGGCGGCGUGUUGGGCGAAAUGAUGACAUCGGAGGUGCAAGAUCAAGGGGAGCUUUUUCAAUUUUUAACUAUCCUGGUCGAGGAUCUGGAAAAGAGCAUCAUCGGUUUGUCGUUGGGGAGGAGUUACAAAUCGCUCAAACAUAUGUAUUAGUGAACUGCCCUGAAGUAGAUCCAUAUUUAAGGCAAUUUAUUGAAAACUUUCAAGGUCAAGAUGAGAGUGAACUCGAUAAAUUGAUAUCUUCUCAAUUCGCACAAUGGUUCAAAGAUUUUGUACAUUCUCCUGUUAAUGGUAUUAGUGAUCCACUUUUAUCUUCUCUGGCUUGGGGCCCAAAAUCUCGUGCAACUACUUGGCCUAUGUAUUUCAUUAAUGGGUAUAAUUAUCAUACUGUUGAAAGGGGAUUGAAUAAAGCAACAUACAAUAGUGGUGUGUGUGUUCGCUCUUCCAAUUACGCCAAUUCUGAUACCGAUUGGUAUGGCUCUCUUGAGGAUAUUAUCCAGCUUGACUAUCCUGGCCCACUUGGAUUACAUGUUGUCUUAUUUAAAUGUUCAUGGAUUGAUCCUAUCAGGGGGGUAAGAAAACAUCACAAGUACAACAUUGUAGAUGUUAAUUUUAAGUACAAGUACAAAGUGAAUGAGCCAUUUAUUCUAGCCCAACAAGCCGCACAAGUUUACUAUGCAAGCUAUCCAUCUAUGAGAAAAGGAAGUGAUUGGUUGUGCGCAUGCAAGACAAGUGCAAAAAGGACACUGAUCGAAAAUGUAAAAGAAGAUGAAUUUGCAUAUCAGCCUAAUGAACCAGAUGCAGUGCCCCAAAUCGAGCCGAUUGAGACUAUGCCUCCUUUACGUGAUCCCAGUGGCAUUGAGUUACAUGUUGAUCCUGAGGAUGCCAUUGAGCCAACUAACGCGGGUCAAGAAGAUUCCGAUCGGGAUGAAGGUAAUGGUUCUGAUGAAAGUGAAGAUGUGGAAGUUGAAGUUGAAGAUGAAGGAUUUUAUUAGUUAUUUUUCAC
This is a messenger RNA of Cuscuta epithymum, 3626 nucleotides long. NCBI's taxonomy places the organism in Eukaryota, Viridiplantae, Streptophyta, Magnoliopsida, Solanales, Convolvulaceae. The record is from the annotation of a GenBank genome assembly.